Molecule: messenger RNA, 1401 nt
Organism: Lolium rigidum
Lineage: Eukaryota; Viridiplantae; Streptophyta; Magnoliopsida; Poales; Poaceae
Exons: 12
Coding region: 1-1401 (466 amino acids)
Source: RefSeq, a predicted model, not a curated record
AUGAGUUACUCCCUCAUGUUGUCCGGCAACGGCAACGGCAAGGUGGACGCCUGCGUAGGUGAGGCCUCCGGCAUUAGCGAGGAGGAAGUCUGCGUGGGCGAUGACGACGCCUGCAAGGGCGAGGCCUCCGUCGUGCUCUCCGGCAAGAGCAGGUACGCCGUCAAGCGCAGAGGUACGGCGGAGUAUCCCUGCGUGAAGCGGCUCCGCGAGCGGCGCCUCCUCUCCUUCCUGCACGACCAAGGCUUCCACGGCUUCCACGGCGCCUUCGAAGCGCUGGUCGACAAGACUCCGGUGAUCUUCCGAGUGGGGCACAUACGGCUGCUGGUGGAGCAAGGCCGGUGGGCGGACGCCCUCAGGUACCUCAACGCCUACCUGCCGCCGCUCGUCAAGAAUCACACGAGGAGCCGCCGCGCCCAGCUCUUCCAUAACUUCCUAUGGAUGCACUACCGCUUCGCCAACGCCGUCGCCGGCAACAGGGAAAACCAGGACUACCUGGAAAGGCGUUACGGAAAGAACUCGAGGAGCUCCACCCUCGCCGAGCUCAGGUUCCGUCGUAUCGCCUACACCAUACUUGCCUCAGAGCCCCACCAGCUCGUGGCCACCUACGACUGGAACCAAGUGAGGCAGCACGCCUCGUUUCUAGUCGACUAUCUGGCCAACACUACGCCAGAGCUCAGACGCUCCAUGCCAUUGCCGUCUCGCUACAUGAUGCCACAGCAUGUACUUCCAAUUGGAUCCGGCCGUUUGCACUGGAGGGGGCAUCGCCUAGUGAAGAAACAAGGUCCCAAGAAGCCAGACACAGAAGCUAUCCUAGUGGCCUUGAAGAGCCUCUACAGGGAUCCAAGAGCCGAGUCAAACAAUGACGCGCUGGAAAUGUUGGUGGAUUUACUUGAUCAAACUUUUCAGGCUGGUCUACGUAGAGGCUGCAAUCUAAGCUAUGCAUCUCAGCCAAGUGUAAAGGAAGGUGGUCCUGAUGCUCCGGAUGUGGAGUCUAUGCUCGGCAGCUCCACAGAUAAUCCUGAAGGCCAUGCCACAUCAUCAGUGCUUUUUUCUGUUUCUCCAUUUUUCCAGAUCCGUUCUUCUGGUCCUUUGGAAGUACGUUCUCAAAACCCAGGAAUCUCAUCAGUGACAGACGCAGGUGGUCCCGAUGCUCGGGAUGUGCAGUCUAUGCUAGGCAGCUCCAAAGAUAAUGCUGAAGGCCAUGGCACAUCACCAGUGAAAUUUUGUGUUGCUCCAGUUUUGAAGAUCAUUUCUGGUGCUUUGAAAGUUCAUUCUCAAAACCCUGGAAUCUCAUCAGUGAUGAAUGCAGGUCUUAGCAGGGUAUCGGCGAUUGGAGGCCGUGUGUCCACUGACACUCUAGUGAACGUCAUGCCAAAGCUGAGUCGUGUCUCUUCUUUCUGA